This is a messenger RNA of Exserohilum turcica Et28A, 2115 nucleotides long. RefSeq lists its product as uncharacterized. Gene Ontology annotation, molecular function: ATP binding; RNA binding; RNA helicase activity. Gene Ontology annotation, biological process: mRNA splicing, via spliceosome. NCBI's taxonomy places the organism in Eukaryota, Fungi, Ascomycota, Dothideomycetes, Pleosporales, Pleosporaceae. Bases 1 to 2115 code for a protein of 704 amino acids. The record is from RefSeq and is a predicted model, not a curated record. Gene Ontology annotation, cellular component: catalytic step 2 spliceosome. The transcript has a single exon.
AUGAAUGCCGCUGCUCCAUCCCGCAAGCAGCCACCGAGCAUCGACGAUAUCCUCAAGGCCAAGCGCGAGAAAGAAGCUGCUGCUGCAAAGCCCAAGUUCAUACCGAAGGCAGAGCGGGAACGGAUCGCGCUCGAAAAGCGGCGAAAAGAGGUGGAAGAGGCGCAGAAAAGGCGAGAGGCGGCCAACGGCGGUGGCGCAGUAUGGAAACCCUCGCAGGAUGCGUCGAUGCAAACGGGCGCAUCAUCUGUACCCGUCGGCCCACGAUCGAUGCGCGAUGCGCCCACAGAGCCGUCGUCUAUGCGAGAUCGCAGGAACGGAGGAGACAUGGCACCGCCGCCCCCGCCGUCUGAGAACCGAAAGAGCAAGCGACCGGCCGAGGACACUGAAGCGGCCAUGAUUAGGCAGCGAUACAUGGGCGCCGAGCAGAACCAGUCGACAUUCUCCGCCAAGAAGAAGCGCAAGAGGACGACGGAGAAAAAGUUCAACUUUGAGUGGAACGAGGAGGAAGACACAAGCCACGACUACAACCCCAUCUAUCAGCAAAAGGCAGAAGCCAGCUUCUUUGGCCGCGGCCGACUGGGCGGCUUCUCCGAAGAGGUUACAGACAAGGCGACACAGAGAAUGAUCGAGGCCAUCAUCGAGCGAGACCCCGAGCACGGCAGAGAGAGGGCCGAACAAAUGCUUGAAAUGGAGAGGCGGCGCAAGGAGAAGGGCGGCCGCGCACAGCUUGACAAGCACUGGAGCGAGAAGAGGCUGGAGAACAUGCGCGAGCGCGAUUGGCGCAUCUUCAAGGAGGACUUCAACAUUGCUACCAAGGGAGGCUCGAUACCAAAUCCCAUGCGCAACUGGGACGAGGCAGGCCUGCCGGAGAAACUCAUGCGCAUCGUGGACCGGGUCGGCUACACGGAGCCUUCGCCUAUUCAGCGCGCAGCGAUACCCAUUGCGCUGCAGUGUCGCGAUCUUAUCGGUGUCGCUAGAACCGGUUCGGGUAAAACUGCUGCCUUUGUUCUACCACUUCUGGCCUACAUCAUGGAGAUGCCUCCCCUCACAGCCGCUAAUCGUCACGAUGGGCCUUAUGCGCUGAUCCUUGCACCGACGCGUGAACUCGCACAGCAAAUCGAGGUGGAAACACGCAAGUUUGCAGCGCCCCUAGGCUUCAACACGGCCGUUCUCGUUGGUGGUCACUCUAUCGAAGAGCAAUCGUUCCAGAUGCGCGACGGUGCCGAGAUCAUCAUCGCCACGCCUGGUCGUCUGGUCGACUGCAUUGAGCGCCGAGUGCUUGUGCUCAGCCAAUGUACCUAUGUCAUCAUGGACGAGGCUGACAAGAUGAUUGACAUGGGUUUCGAAGAGCCGGUCAACAAGAUCUUGGAGGCGCUGCCUGUGAACAACGAGAAGCCUGACGAUGAAAGCGUCGAGGAUGCCAGUGCCAUGCGGAGAGACAUGUAUCGGCAGACGAUGAUGUACACGGCUACCAUGCCGCCCGCGCUGGAGCGGAUUGCCAAGAAGUAUCUGCGCCGUCCUGCCAUUGUGACUGUUGGCAAUGUGGGCGAGGCCACCGAGACGGUGGAGCAGCGAGCAGAGUUCAUCCAGGGAGAGGAGAAGCGCAAGAAGCGACUACAGGAGAUUCUGACGUCGGGCGAGUUUCCCGCGCCCAUUAUUGUCUUUGUCAACAUCAAGCGCAACUGCGACGCCAUUGCACGCGAGAUCAAGCACAUGGGCUUCUCGGCGGCCACGCUGCAUGGUUCCAAGACGCAGGAACAGCGUGAGGCUGCGCUGGCGUCGCUCAAGUCUGGGCAGACGAGCGUGCUUGUUGCGACGGAUCUGGCGGGUCGUGGUAUCGACAUCCAGGACGUGUCUCUGGUCAUCAACUUCAACAUGCCGACCAGCAUCGAGAGCUACACGCACCGCAUUGGGCGCACGGGUCGUCUGGGCGCCGACAAGCCUGGUGUUGCGAUUACGUUCUGGGGCAACGAGGACGCGGACAUUCUGUAUGAUCUCAAGCAGAUUCUGAUGAAGAGCCAGAUCAGCAAGGUGCCCGAGGAUCUGCGCAAGCACGAAGCAGCCCAGCAAAAGGGCAAGAAGCGGGGCGAGGUCAUGGGCAAAAACAUUACGUAG